Messenger RNA from Coniosporium apollinis CBS 100218, 591 nucleotides. RefSeq lists its product as uncharacterized. The record is from RefSeq and is a predicted model, not a curated record. Lineage: Eukaryota; Fungi; Ascomycota; Dothideomycetes. The transcript has a single exon. Bases 1 to 591 code for a protein of 196 amino acids.
AUGGCUCCCACCGAACCAAGCCCCCUAACAUGGACGCUCCGCCUCAAGCACGCCCGCACAACCGUGCUGCUGCACACCGACCCGCUGCAAUCGCUCUCGUCGGUGAAAGCCGAGCUCCUGCGCGCGCUGCGGGCCACACAACCAGACGGGACGCUCCACGGCGUUGCGCUGCCCGGCGAAGCCGAGGCGCUGGUGCUCGGGAAGCCGCGAGACGUGCACGACCUCGCACAGGGGUGGGUGCGCAUUGGCGGCGCUGCGGCGGAUGGGGGGGAGGAUGGAGCGGCGAAUGGGACCGGGAAGGGCAAGGGCAAGGGCAAAGCGAGGGAGGUCAAUGGCGUCGAGGAGAGCGUCAAGGGUGCGGGGUUGCGGGACAAUGCCGUCGUGGCGUUCAAGUGGGGCGCGAGUGCCGCGAGGAACGGGAGAGAGAGGGAGGGGGAGCUGGAUGAUGAGGGGUUGGAGCUUGAUGAGGAGGUCGAGGGCGAUGAUGGGUGGGAUGUCCAGAUUCCGAAGUACGAGGAUACGUAUGGGGUUGAGGGGGUUGUGAAUGGGGAGGCGGGGGAUGUGGAGGUGGGGAGCGUGUCGCCGGUUUGA